AGGUGGUUUAAGGUAGGAAUAUACAUCAUGUGCUGUCCUCUUCCAGACAUUCUUUCCUCUUAAGUAGAACUUGAGUUUCUUUGGCAGUUCUGAUCUUUUGAAAUACAAAAUCAGCCUUCUAAAUCCAUGAUUCAAGAGCUCCUCCUCGCCUAUUACUGCACCAGGAGGGACUGGCAAAGGGCUCCGGAAAGCACAGUCAUCCUGUGCCAAGUAGGAUUCAGGUUUCUACUUGCCUAAGCCAUCAAGGCUCAACGUUGUCACACUGGGUGCUCUGGAGAACAAGUCAGCAAAGCAGUUUAGAGGAUCUUUUGCAAAUCACAGAAAGGGAAACAAGCCCUCUGGGCAAAACACAGCCUUCUGUUCAGCCCUGAAAGACUUGAGUAUCAGAGAAAUUACUUUUCAUCUUUUAAGCUGUGGUUUAACUGAGAAAUGCUGCUGGAUAAUGGAUAACUCUCCCCAGAAGAAAAUGGAUUUGGUCAUUUCAUCAGGUACUCACUUUAAAAUUUUUUUUUUUUUAACUUUAUUUAUUUUUGAGAGAGAUGGAGACAGAGCGAGAGCGGGGGAAGGGCAGAGAGAGAGAGGGAGACACAGAAUCCGAAGCAGGCUCCAGGCUCUGAGCUGUCAGCACAGAGCCCGAUGCGGGGCUCGAGCUCACAGGCUGUGAGAUCAUGACCUGAGACGAAGUCGGACGCUUAACCUACAGAGCCACCCAGGCACCCCAGGUACUCACUUUAGAAAGGCCCAGCCAGGGGUGCCUGGGUGGCUCAGUCAGUUGAACGUGUGACUCUUCAUUUCGGCUCAAGUCAUGAUCUCACGGUUUGUGAGUUCAAGACUUGCAUCGGGCUCUGUGCUGACAGUGCAAGGCCUUCUUGGAAUUCCCUCUCUCUCUCUCUCCCUCUCUGCCCCUCCCCACUCACACUGUCUCUGUUUCUCUCAAAAAUAAAUAAAUAAACUUAAAAAGAAAGGCCCAGCCAGUAGAAGUAUAUGAUAUAUUGAAGCUUUAAUGUUCUAAUAUCAGUGGUAAAAAGCCAUGGGAACAUAGUGACUUAAUGGAUUAACAAAAAGGCAAAAAGUUUUGCCAUUUCUGCUUCAGAUAUAACUAGUUUCUUCUCUCAGAUAUAUGUGUUUCCCAAAUUAUCCCAUUAUUAUUUUUUUAAGCUUAUUUAUUUUGAGAUGGAGAGAAAGCACAAGUGGGGGGAGGGCAGAGAGAGAGGGAGAGAGAGAAUCCCAAGCAGGCUCCGUGCUGUUAGAGCCCGAUGCAGGGCUCGAACCCACAAACUGAGAUCAUGACCUAAGCUGAAAUCAAGAGUCGGAUGCUUAACCGACUAGGCCACCCAGGCACUCCUAUCCCAUUAUUAUUUGAAUCCUGCUUGUAAAUGAUUGAACUAUAUCCUCUGUGACUCCUCCCCACUGCUAGGAAAAAGGACAAAUAUUUUCCAUUCAUGUUUUGAUUUAUUUAUUGCUAGCCAACAAUUUUGAGAGGCAUAUGCAUGUAUAUUGCAUGUAUCUUUCCCCCAACAUUUCCCUGGGCGUUGUGUUUCCUCCCGUCUUGUCAUAGGGCAUUUAAUGCCUGUGACAUAGUGCUCAGAGCCCCAGCAUGAAAUUUCGGUAACCUAGAGCCUCAAAACUUCCUUCUACGUAGUUCGGCAAGUACCCAGUAGCAUACGUCAUGAGCUUACAAAUGCAAUCUUCCUGGCUGCCAAAGAGCAUCUACGGUUGUUCGUUUCUUAUCCCAGACCCCUGUUAUUCCAGUGAUGCCCUCCCCACCAGGAAUGCAUGCUGGGCCUGCCACUCUGUGUCUCAUGGUACCACAUAAUCCACAGCGAAGUGGUUUCUGCAAGGGGGCCACUUUCAUUCUCAAAACUGUGGUUCGUUGUGGCAAUUUUAGGGAUGUGGAUUUCCCCCCUUACUCCUUAUUUGGUGGUGUCCCAGAACUCAGGCAACGUGAAAAUGCAAGGGAACUAGUUCAUAAGGCUCCUGAGUAGCUUGUACAGUUAAAUUUAAGAGGGGCACCUGGGUGGCUCAGUCGGUUAAUCAUGCGACUUCGGCUCAGGUCAUGAGCUCCACUCAGGCUCUGUGCUGAGAGCUUGGAGCCUGCUUGGGGUUCUCUCUCCUCUCUCUCUCUCUCUCUGCCUCCUCUCUCUCUCUCUCUCUGCCUCCCCCACACUCUCCCUCUCAAAAUAAAUAAAUAAACUUAAAAAAAAUUAAAAAAUAAAUUUUAAGAUCGCCUCUUUCCUUUGAGGACUGUCACCGUGCCUCGCGCAUUGGAGAUUGCGCAAUGGAGAUUGGAAAGUGGCAGCUGCUCUCCGGCUGUGAGCGCCUGCCCAUUACCCUGUGACUUCAGGAAGGUUCUUUUUUCCCCUUGAGAUGCAAGCAGCUCUGGUGAAUACACCUCGCUCCUCCUCAGACAUGCCCAAAUUUGCCUGAUGCACAGGGUGUACCCAGUUUAGGCGCUCCGGCUGCAACCUCGCAUUACAUAAGCAAGACAUUCAGAUACUACUCUGGAAAGUUGAAAAGGCAGAUGAGGGGCGCCUAGGGGACUCAGUCAGGUAAGCAUCCGACAUCGGCUCAGGUCAUGACCUCAUGGCUCGUGGGUUUGAGCCCCACGUCGUGCUCUGUGCCGACAGCUCAGAGUCUGGAGCCUGCUUCGGAUUCUGUGUCUCCCUCUCUCUCUCUGUCCCUCCCCCAGUCGUGCUCUGUCUCUCUCAAAAAUAAAUAAAGACAUUUAAAAAAUUAAAAUGUGCAAAGAAGAAAAGGCAGAUGGUAUUUUUCCCCCUGGGUUCUGGUUGUUUUAUUCAUUCAUUUAUUUAUUUAUUGAGCCUCUUACUCACUACAAAUGCCUGAGUUUGAAGAUACAAAAAUCUCAACACCUCGAUGGCAAGGAGUAGUCAGCGGGAGCAAGAUCCUUCUUGGGAAAUGCUCCUUCCGUGAAGCCAGGUGUGGUCUCCACAGGUAGACGGCAGCGUUCUGAUGACAAGAGGCAGGACAAGGGGAGUGGUUUUGGGUUUCAGCCUGGGUGGCCCGCGGUUCAGGUGAUUCAGCUGAUCAUUAUUAUAAUCUCAUCAACAAUUUAAAAAUAAUGACAGAUCCUCAGAUCCCCAAAUCUGAGAUCCUGAUUCGGAAGGGCUGACAUGGGGCACAGGGAGCUUUAUUUAUUUACUUAUUUUAGAUUCUCCAGGAUAUUUGGAUGCUCAGUCGGGUUUGGAAACCACAGCGGUAGAGCUUCCUGUUCCGCUGUGGUAAUAAGGGCUGUCGGAACUCCUGGCAAGGCUAUUGCUUGCCCAGGUGAUGGUUUCUCUUCUGUUUUUUUAUGGGGCUUUUAUCAAAGUCUUACUCUGGAUCACGAACUGUGGUUAGUGCUGGAGAUAAAAUUGUGAAACUAAGGCAAAGUCCCUGCCCGGAGAACUUCAGGCUAGGAGGGGAUGCCAGAAUCCUGCGUGUGGUUGGGUGUGAGGUGCGGCACAGAACUCUGGGACGUGGUGGGACAUCGUGGGCUCAUGUCUUUCCCACGGCAGUUUUCUGGAAAAUGACUAUGUGACAGCCAUGCAGGACCUUCCGUGUCUGUGAGGCGAACCACUACGGUGAGUAACCAGAAGCGAAACGCUACGCUCAGGAAUUGUGCUUUAAUGAGCCCCCUCAUUGGCCACCUAUGUAAAUAGGCUUCUCCUUGGCUCAGUUUUACAUUGACCUUAGACAUCUUAGAUUUCUCCUAGGGAGUUUAAAGUUUCCCAACUGUGGUGGUUUCCAGGACUGAGGCCAUCGUGUACCACUCACCCCGUCAGCGGCAUCUCUGACACUCCCACGGGCCACCCCUGUAUAUCCCUAAAGCACUGGGCAGAGGAAGACGUGAGAGGCAUUCACUGCCACCCUUACAACAUCAUUUGUGUUCAGAGUGGAAGCGAGGAUUGGCUGGAGCAAGUUCACGUGGGGGAACUGACCCAACAUAACCCUCCACCAAGGGCUUAGACUUCAGUUUAUCUGUUCACAUGCUUACAAGAUGGAGAAGCUGUAAGUCUUUGUGUCUCGCUUUUUCAUGGUCUUAACUUUUGAUCUUCGCGUGCCUGUGUCUUACUGUGUGACUCAUGUGUUUGGGCGAUGAAAGAGAAUGUUGGAAAGGCCCCAAGAGUGCAGGAGGAGGAUAGAGGCAGUUUUCAAUUUAUUGCGGUCCUAGUACCAGUGCCCACAUUUCUCUCGCUCUCUCCCUGUGCCCCGCCUUUUUUUUUUUCCCAGAAAGCAUGGUAGAAUUCUAGUGAGGAGUACCUAUAAACAGGGCUUCUUUAUUUCAGAAACUUUUAAAAGAGAGUCCCCUUUCUUCUUCAGCCUAAUGCCACCUCUUUGUGAACAACAUGAGCCCUGUCUCCUCUACAUGCUUGAGCCCCGGCCAGAUGACCAGCACCAAUAACUGCUUCCCUCUCUUUGCGAAGCUCCCGUCAUCCAGGCACCUGAUGUAGAUCAUUUCACUUGAUCCCCAGAGAAAAUCUGUAAAGUAGACUAUUAUUAUCCCCAUUUGAAAGAUGAAGAAACUGAGGUUCAGAGAACUUGAAGAUCAUGUUCAAGGUCCCUGGUGAAUGGUAGAGUCGAGGUUAGAAGAUCUGGGUUUCUGGGAGUCCACAGGCAGAAGUCAGUAAUGCCUGGGGUUCUGUCAGCCCGGAAGCCCUGCUUGCUUAUGAUCACAGGGUUGCUCACCACCGGUAGACUGUCCUUUAACUGAGCAGGGGACCGAAGGGUCAUGUCUCGAGCCCUGCUCCCGCAUGCCUCUGGACUCCUGCUUUUCCUUGGAGAAGUACUCAGAGCUGACCUCCCUCUAUCGUUCGAGAGCAUUGGGGUCUGAAGCAGACGAGGGACCAAAAAGAAUUGCAAAUGCAAAUGCAAAAGCCCUAAGAGACUCUCAACAAUGAAUUGCAGGAGUCUACCCCCAAAACCAAGAGCACAUUGCAUACACCGCAUGUUAGCCAACUUGACAAUAAAUUAUAUUUAAGAAAAAGAAUUGCAAAUGCCUGGAGGUUGAAAACAGUAGAGCUAAUUUGGAACUCUCAGGACGUGACAAUCCAGUCUGAGGACUAAUAGGUUACCUUUUGCUGGCCCUCUUGAUUGCCACUUGCAUUUAACCAUUUCACUACUCAGAAGCAUGCCCUUCUAAAAGGGUAAGAUCUGGGAAAAGAAAUGAAACUGAAGCCAGUGAUUGUUGACUCCCGUUAAUAACUUUUAUAAAAAUUCGGAGAGAGAGGGGCACCUGGGUGGCUCAGUCGGUUAAGCGUCCAACCGUCAGCUCAGGUCAUGAUCUUGCAGUUGGUGAGUUCGAGCCCGGCAUCAGGCUCCGUGCUGUCAGCCUGCUUUGUUCUGUGUCUCCCUCUCUCUCUCUCUCUCUGCCCCUCCCCCACUUGCUCUCUCUCUCUCUCUCUCUCUCUCUCUCUCUCUUGAAAAUAAAUGACACAUUAAAAAAGGAAGUCAGAGAGAGAAAAUAAUGAAACUGUCUAAAGCAAAGGUUUUGUGUGACGUGUAGAUUUCCAUUACUUAUUCAUGGAAAUCUUAUCUCCUUCACCUGCAAAAGGCUAGAAGUUGGCCAUUGCUGCUGAGGCCAUUGCUGCUUGAUCUUGCCAAGAUCCGAGGUAAUAAAUUUCCCAUCACUUGGUUAGCAGCCUGUCAGGAAGGGUACAGAGGGGAUUCUGGUAUUUUACAGGAGAUUGUGCUACGUUGUUAGAUGACCUUCCACUUAAAGAAAGCUGCUAUUUAAACAUUUUUUUAAUGUUUACUUAUUUUUGAGAGAGAGAGAGAGCGUGAGCGAGCAGGGGACACCACCACAGAGCCUGAUGCGGGGCUCAAACCCACGAACUGCAAGAUCAUGACCUGAGCCGAAACCAAGAGUCGGAUGCUUAACUGACUGAGCCACCCAGCACCCCAGAGACCUGCUAUUUAAACAUUUUCAUCAGCUUAACAGCAGCCAAGGUUCUCAGAAAAACGGAAUUUUUAGAGCCAGAGAGAAGGUUAGAGAUUUGUAGCUCAGAGUUUCUCCCAACCUCAGCACUACUGACAUUUUGGGCCGCGUCCUUCUCUGUUGCGAGGCCAUCGUGUGUUCAAACUCACAGGUAGGGAAUGCCUAUAGUUCUCCUCCACUCAAGUGUGAGCAUCAAAAAUAUCUCCAAAACAUGCCAGUGUUCUCUGGGGAGCAGAUCUCCCCCAGUGAGAGCCAUCUCCUUAUAGGUGAGGACACUGGGGUCAAAGUGGUCACCAUUCUGAGACAAAAGACAAAGACAGAUAGCCUUGGCCACUUGAUCACUUCUCGUCUCUGAACAGAUUUUGGCUGGGCCUGAUGUUAGGUGACAUGCCAGCUCUGUUUCCACCCCCCCGCCACCAACAACACACCGCCCGCGUACUCAGCACACCGGGCCAGCGUGAGCUCCCCAAGGCCAGGACCAUGUCUGCGCUCUUGUCUCUCCCCAUGGCUUGGCACCAUCUGAGCACUCAGAAAUUGAAAGAAGAAAUGAAUGAGUGCUUUUAAGCUGCAGGUGCAUUGGUGGAUUUGGCCUUUGCCAGAAAACAGAGAACACAUUCAGGAACACUCUGAAAAAUUAAUCUGUUGGCUUUGCCAAGGCGUUUGAUAAUAUCACUGAGCUCAGGCUUCAGCUCUGACAGCUGUUGUACAGGUUUGGCCGCCCUAGGAAGUUCUCAGAUAGUCUAAGGUUGCUCUGUGACAGAAGGUUUGUUUGUCUCAUCAUGUCAGGAUUGCAGCCAAUAUCAGUAGAGUGAAUUGGGUUGAGUAAAAGGCCUCAUUUUGCUCAGCCUCUUUUAUGCACCGUGUUUGAGAAUGUAACAGACAUCCUAAAAGCCAGCAUUUUCAGACUCUGGUGUCUAAUUCUUUGGAACACUUUUCUAGUUCUUUUUAAAAAAAAUUUUUUUUAAUGUUCAUUUAUUUCUGAGACAGGGAGAGACAGAGCAUGAGUGGUGGAGGGGCAGAGAGAGAGGGAGACACAGAACCCGAAGCAGGCUCCAUGCUCCGAGCUGUCAGCAGAGAGCCCGACGUGGGGCCCUAACCCACAAACCGUGAGAUCGUGACCUGAGCUGAAGUCGGUCGCUGAACCGACUGAGCCACCCAGGCGCCCAACACUUUUCUAGUUCUUUAGACUAUAAGCAUUGGCAGGAAUCCUCCAGGAAAUCCUCUGUAACCCCAGAAAAAUAGCGAUGACUAACAAUGAGGACUCGGUAAGUGCUGGCCACCAUUUGAAAGUGUUUUACAGCGAUUAAUUCAUAAUGGUCAGCAUCACCCAACGAGUGGGGGAGGGGUGCUGCUACUCUUAUCGUCAUUCUUACUUCUUCAUUUUACUAAGAAAGAAGCGAAGGUAGAGAAAGGUUAAGUAACUUGUCCAAAGUUAUGCCACUAUUAAGAGGCAGAAGUAGGGUUUUGAACUGGGUGGAACUCAUGUGUUUGACCAUUAGGCUUUCUUCCCUUAGAUGUGCUUUUCCGAGUCCUAAUACUGUACAUAUUUGGUGUCUCAAUUUUUGUAAUCUUUACUAGAAGUCUCAUAUGUGUAAUUUUCCACCUUGGUCUGCCAUAAAUCAGUCCCUAACUGCAUGUACGUGGAGGGCAUGGAGUGCUUAAAGCAAGGUUUUUAUCCACAGGGUUUAUCAGCUAAAUAAGGAUCGUGUACGUGAGUAAAAUACCAGUAAACAGCAACAUAAAGAACAGGGUUAGGGGUCAGAUCACAGGAGUGUGAGUAGCCAGUGCCACCAGUUAUUAUUCAUAUGACUUAAGUAAGGCACUUACCCAGGAUUCAGUGUUUCAUCUGCAGAAUGGGAAUGAUAAUGCCUACCUCACUUGCAAAUUUGUUCUAAGGAUCUGAUGAGAGAGGAUAUUUUGAAAGUAUAUUGAAAAUGGAAGAAAUGGGUGAUUUUGCUCAAAUAUAAGAGAGGUGGUAUCGAAUGACUGUACAAAAAAUGGGUUGGAGAAACGGGAAAAGAUAUGGCAGGAAGAGAGGUGUUGGAAUUCUGCUCAGUAAAUACUAGCGAGUCACUUACACAUGGAUACUGUGCUGGGUGCACAGGAUACAGAGGAGAAUACUAGUUAUUUUAGAAGGUGGUCCACUUACAGGGUCCUAACCCAUUUGUCUUCAAAUGCUUGGUUUCUUGGAUCAGGGCGGGGACUGAAAUGUGCGAUAGACAGGAAGGAGAGAGGUCUAGUGGUAAAGUAGAAGUGGAAAGAAGGUCAACACUUCAGUAGGAUAUCAUGGGUAUAAUAAUAUGCACCACGAUGGGUGUAAAACCAUGAUGGUAACUAAUUCUUCCCAGGGAGAAGAGCUCGCAGAAACAGAGAUGAGCUGGACACUGAAGGGCACAUUGCCAUUUUCUGAGAGAAGAGCAGAGAGGGCCGAGAUAAGAGCAGAGACGUGGAGGUCUAGAACAAAGGGCUCGACAUUUUAGAGAACUGUGUGUAGUGAACUUGGAGCACAGGGCCCUUGAAGAGAGUUGGGGAGAGGAAUGGCUGAAAUUCAAGGUUGGAAUAGCAUUUCAACCCGAUUUUGCUGCAUGGAGGUGUUUUGAACCUCCUCGUCUAGGCUAGAAUGGAAUAUAGGCUUCAUCUGUUAUGGCAACUUCGUGGCGCGGAACAUGGUUCGGAGGAGGGUUCUGAGUCCAAGAUGGAGUCCUGACUGAGGAUCCGUGUGUGCUCUGGGCCCCAGAGGGAUUUACCUCCGUUCUAGGUAAGAGGAAACCUCUUCCCAGCGGCCUCAGAACAUGCUUCUAGCUAGGAUAGAGUGUGCUAAUAAGCUAAUAUAACAGUAAAGACAGGUGAUUCGGCCUGGGCUCUGGAAUCUCACGGACUGGGAAGAAAUCCGUCCCUCCACCAGUGUGACCUGAAUCAAUUGACCUGACCUCUUGAAACCUCUUUUUUCUCAAAGGGUCGUAAUAAUAGUACCAACUUCAUUGGGUGGUUAAAAUAAUGAAAUAAGGUAACCUGUGUAAAAUGCUAGGCACAUUGCCUAGACCAUUCAGCUGCUGCUGCUGCUGCUAAUAAAAACUAAUUAUGAUACUACUCACAUACAGCUCAAAUAAAAGGGAUCUAUAGAGCAGUAAUAGUGUUCAGUCUUCUCUGUGUUUGGUACCUACCAUUGCCUAGCAUGACUUUUUUCUUUUUAACAUUAGAGACAGAGAGAGAGACAGAGAGAGAGAAAAUGCAUAUGAAUCCCAAGCAGGCUCCAUGCUCAGCGAAGAGCCUGAUGUGGGGCUUGAUCCCAUGACCCUGGGAUCGUGACCUGAGCCAAAAUCGAGAGUCGAGCUCAACCAACUGAGCCGCCCCUAGGAGUGACUUUUUUAGCCAUUUUGUCACUGGAAAAAAUACCCUUGCAGAGUUCAAAUUGAGUGUAAACAGACGCUCUGUAUUUUCUCUUAGUCAUAUAACUUGUACCUCUGUGUAGGGGAAACAUCCUUAACAUGUUGGACGAGUAGUGUUGGUCUUGACGCAGAGGAUUCGGGCAGACGUAUGACCAAAGGAAGUUAUAUUCAGGGUCUCUAGUGGGCGAUAAUCCCUCCCAUCUUUGAGAGGUUCAUUUUCGCCUGAGCCCUCAGUCCAAGUAUUUUUCACUUAUGUACGAAUUUGCAUUAUAAAAGGCAUAUGAUCCAGGGGGCCAAAAGGAAUGUAUUCUGGUCUAGAGAGAGGAAAUCUGGAGUUUGUUUGGGUGUUAAAAAUGGUUGAGAGACACUGAUGCCAGCCAUUCUCUUAAUCAGAUGCAUGUAGUCCACACGAGUGAUUAGUUUCUGGUUAUAUUACCUCCAAAUGGCAUCUUACUGUAGUUUUGUUUUGCCUCUAGUAUUUGUUUACUUCUGAAUUUUAUAUUAGUGUGUUAAAUUAUAUCCAAUGAUCUACAUCCUAAGUUAUCACAGGAUUGUUUCUCUUAUUCAUAAAUCUCUGUGUAUAUUCCAUUACACAUAGAACUGAAAAUCACAAGUCAGUGAAAUUGGGGCGGGGCUCCUACAAGACAUAAUGAUUUAGAUCUUGAGGAAGAAACUAGCAGGAGUAAAAAUACUGGAUUGUGAAGAAUAUAGAAAUCAGGAGAACCUGGGGUUUGGAAUUGGACAGACCUGUGACAGAGAAGUAAAAAAGCUGGAGCUUUGGAAAAGUUAGAGAUUGGUCUUGGGCAUUCAAGGGAAAUGAAACAUAAUGGCGAACACCAAAUGGAAAGAGAAAACUUGGGGGGAAGAGGCACCCAAGCAGCAAGGACUGGGGAGCAGAGUGAGCUGACCACAGUGGCUGAAUGGAAAGUGCUGGCCUUGUUCAGGGACGGGUGCAGAAGGAGUUACAGACGGAGUCCUCAGCGAAGAGAUGGUAUGACAGAGGAAAUGCAAAUGGUGUUUUGGCAAAAGAAGGUGAAGCUGUGGGAGGGGGUAAUCCCCCAAGGGCAGGGAGACAAAUUAAGCUUGAAUGUAGGGUAGUGAUGGAUUUGGAGAAAUCAAGAUAGGGGGCGCCUGGGUGGCUCGGUCAGUUAAGCGUCUGACUUCCGCUCGGGUCAUGAUAUGGUGAGUUCGAGCCCUGCGUCGGGCUCUGUGCUGACAGCUCAGAGCCUGGAGCCUGCUUUGGAUUCUGUGUCCCCCUCUCUCUCUGCCCUUACCCCACACUCGUUCUCUCCCUCUCUCUCUCAAAAAUAAGUAACAAUUUAAAAAAUUAAAAUAUAUCAAGAUAAACAGUUGCUGUAAAGAAAGGAAAACAUCAUUAGCUCUACAUCAUCCUCCUAAACCCUGUAAAACCAGCAAUGGUGUUUCAAAAAAAACCCAACCAUUUAUAUGGUCACACUUUGUAGCGCUUUUGAUUCAGAGAGCACCGUUAAUCAGUGCCUUAUGUCUGUCCGGGAGGUUCUGCCAUUCUGCAUGAACGCUAUGGAUAGAAAUACUUUUUGUUUUCAUCUAAGUGCAAGUUCACAAAUCUUAAGGUCCACUAGAAGCUUCAGGUAGCCAGCUCUUGACAGACCUGAGGACGGUGUUAAAUCUAAAGUUCCAGCCACUGGGGCCAUGAAGACCACACUCCCAAUUCAAGAGGUCGAUUUCUUCACUGUUUUCCAGGAACCUCCCUAAGAUUUGUGUGGUGCUGUGUAAGUUUGUAGGAGUGUUUGGCAAACAGAUGCUCAAUAAUUGCUUGCAGACUCAUACUAAAAACCAUUAGUGUGGGUACAGAGAAGUUUGUGAUCACUUGCAAAUGACAGAAACAAUGAAACACUGUAUGUUGAGAAAGCAGUGCUAGAAAAAUUGAUGUGUGGUCCUCAGGCUUUACGUUUUGGGAAAUUUUUGCGGAGACACGUGCGUGUUCUGGCUAGGAAAGGUCCACAAAUAAUCUUGCAUUUUCUGUUUUAAAAUUAGCAGGCCAAAAUAUACAGUUCACCUCUGGAAAAUCAACCGGUUGACAGUGUCUUUGUCCCCGGGCGAGCAGGCAUGAGGGAGGGAAGUGGUAUGCCUCCCUGGGAUGCUUCACUGCUGGAAAACGAGUUUUUCCAAGUUUUAGACGACUUGGAUAAUAAACUGGCUCAGGAACAAUGUCCAAGCUCAGGGAAUACCACAGCACCUCUCAACUAUGGAUCAAGAGCACAGUACAGUCAUUUUUACUCCAGGGGGAACACGCACGGAAAUAUCACGGGAAGGUACCAAAACCACCAUAAUGGAGCUUCUAAUAUGUCUAUCUAUGACAUCCUAAGACCAGGAACCCCUAGGGAAGGUUUUAAAACCUUUUCUCCUAGAACAAAAACAAUUUAUGAUAUGUACAGGACAAGGGAGCCCAGACUCUCAACGGCAGAUUACGUGCAAAAGAAUAGUUUCGGUAGUACUUCUCUGUGUUUCGACAGCAGGCAGCCAUCAACUUCACCGGCUACAAUAUAUUUCACAACAAGAAGCUUACAUUUUCCAACAAUAACUCAGAACAAGAGUGGGUUUAUACCACCAAGACACCAGCAGAGCCCAAAGAGAACUCCUUUAUCAUCCAUUAUAUGGAAUAGAUCAGAUUCUUCCGGAGGUAGGCAGAGCCAGGAAGAAUUCCUGGGGGCACCUUCACCGAUGGAGAGUGACUCUGCUGACCAGUAUGUGUAUCCCAGGUGUUUUCAGGAGAAUAGGAGAUACGAAUUUUACCGUUCACAGAGUGUUUACCAAGGUGUUCAUUUAGACGCCUGCAUGGAUAAUGCAAUGAGUCCUGACCCAUUUGAGAACUCAGAAAAUAUGCCAUUCUACCAUCAAGAACACCCAUUUGCUAGAUGUUUCUCUAGCAAUACCUUUGGACAAAACAGGGAACAGAGAUUUAAACAAAGUCCUCUUUGGGGCCAACACGAAGAACAUUCUUUCUGGUCUGACUUCCCUCAAAGUAGGCAUCCAUUCACUUCUCACAGAGACUCUGAAAUGAUAUCCAUGGAAGUAUCAGCUGGUCACAGCCAUAGCAUUCCUUCUCAACACUGGGGAUCAUUUUCUCCUGGUUACAAAACAAAUAUUUUCAGAGAUCAUGAAGAGCCACAUCUCUGGCAGUUUGACUCUCAGACAACCACGCUGGAGAGCACGGAGGUGUCGCGAGGCAAUGAGAGCCAGACGACUCAUUUCAGCAUGCCAAACGUUUGCCCUGGGACUGGUCCCAGCUAUCACAGCACAUCUGGCAGGUCAGUAUGCCAACAGGGUGGUCCUCCUACAAAAGUACACCUGGACAAAGAACCUUACUCGUUUGGAAAUACUCAGACGACUCUAGCAUCCUCAUUCAACACCUCCUUCCCCCCGAUUCCCGAUGACAGAGGGAACCCUCAGAGGCCCAGCUUUCAGAAUCCCACAGUUGCUGUGCACAAAAUUAAGCCCGCCUCUCUGCCAAUAAAAAGCUAUAUGGAAGUCACUGCGACCAAGAGCGAUUCGGUCGAUUCUCCACCUCUUACUGAAAGCCCACCCAGUAUCUUGGUCACACAAGUGACUAAGGAGAAAGUCUUGAAGGAAUCUCUUUGGGAAGAAGACAAACAACUACACAAGAUGGACGGGACACACAUGACAAGUGAAGUCCCCCAACCGGUCUCACCGACAGUAACCUCUAACCAUGCCUCUGACGUUCAAAAUCCCCUCUCCCAGGAGUCAGCCAAGGACAAAGGGUUUGCUUUUAAUGCAUCUACCACAGUAAGUUCAAAGAGGUCACCUGGAGUCAUUUCUAGGAAAGAGAGCCCCAAAAUUCAUAUAUCACACAGAGAGCGAUCCAAUGAACUUAAAAAAGAUAAGAAUCACACGGGGGACAGAAAACUUGGCUCAGCAACUUCCCUUGCUUUCAUUCAGGAACGCACAACAGUGUCUUGGCCCAGCCCAGAUCAAGGUUGUCACCAGGAAGUAAGAGCAAGUACUGAAGCUAUUUCAGGCAUUAUUAAAAAUAACCACUGGAGUUCUGAACCUGCUGAUGGUCAGAAGGCACAGUCUGCAGAAAAGCCUGCUAUUUCAGAUACCAAGGAAGAACAAGGUACCACAAGUCCUUCUGCCAACUGUAGCAAACCAGCUGCUCGUCGUAAGAUCCCACGCGAUUCUUCAGAUCUGUCAUCGGGUAUACUACCUGGCUCCUCACCAUCGAAUAAUUCUUUCCUUGACACUCCGGCGAUUCCUUCAACAACAGUGUUCUCCAGGAAAAGUCCUUCGGGCAAGGAUCCAUCUCCGGGAGAAAGAGCACAAAAGGACAAUGAUAGCAAGGACCAAAGUGAUCAGUUUGCCCUAAGCCCCUCAGAAAACCCAAAGCGUAAUGAUGAGUGUGUACUUGUACACAAGGAGGAAGUUGAUGUUGCCAAAUGGCGUUCUCACUCUCCUUUCAAGGAUGGGAAAGGAAAAGGGAAAGUAAGGCGACGCAUAGCCUCUCUGGAGAAGUUAAGCAAAAUGGAAAGUAGAUCAGCACCCACCAGUGAUAACAGUAGCUCCGUGGAGAUGAAUCAAAGCAAUUCCAAGCCUCCUGAAGUUCACACGACUUCCUGCACCUCACCAACAAAAUCAGCCAGAUUUCUCAUCAAUAACAGGAAGUCGGAAAGUAAGAUAAUGGCUUCUCCGUGUAGGAAUGAACCACUUCCAUUCCAAGUCAAAAAUAAUGUGGAACACCCAGCAGGGAAGUAUACAUUGAACAAAUUCGGUCCCAGUUCUUCUGAGUCAGAAAGCACAUGUUCCAAAACAGUGUCAGACUCGGUCCCAGUAGCACCUGAAGUCACAGAGAAGGCGACAAGCCUGAAAAACAUUGGGUUUGCUUCUGUUAGAAAAGGACCACUUCCAUUCCUCAUCAAGAGGGCCGUGUCGUGUCCGUCAGGGGUACCAGAUGCCUCAGAUGGGAGAGACAAAAGAGAAGAAUGCUUGGUCUCAAACAUAGAUGCUUCUGCUGUAACACUAAAACCUUGGGAGGCGAUCAUUAGCCCUCUGGAAAAUAAUUCACCUGUUAGCGAUUUGUCUUGGCCAAAAAGACACCACCAAAAGGAAUACUUUCCAGAAUGCACUGAAAAGGAUGGUAAAAUUGCUGCCUCCGGGACAGGCCUAUUUUCCCUUUCAAACGAAGACCCUCUGCCUUUCUCUUCAGACGCGUCAAGAAAAGAAAGUGGGAAAACGUUACGUAAAUUUAAGACCACUAGUACGUUUUCUGUUUCUGGCGAUGAAGAUAAUGUAAAAUGUCUUGAGGUGGUUUCAGUAUAUUACACUCUACCAAGGAAAUACAGCAAAAAAUUCUCUAACAUUCUUGAAAAGUAUACACGAUAUAUCGAUUCACUUACGGAAUCAACUAAAGUGGAGACUGAAACCUUUCCCAAUGCUUUUGAAAAAGAAAAGCUAAAUUAUUCUACCCAAGAGCAGUCAGGAACACCUUCAUCUGAAGGUCUAAAGAUGCUGGUCACCUCUGCUCAGGAGAAGACCCACUGUCUUUCUCGCACCAGUGAAAAUAUGACCGCUUCACAAUUACCAAGCAUUUGGCCCUCAGAACCAACAUUACAGGAAGUGGAUUCUACUGAGGCACGUGUUUCUCUUCAUAAAGGAGAAUCUAAAACUGGAGAGAUUUCCCCAGAUAACUUCGCUAAAACACCCCUAGGUGAUUCAGAGAGCAGAAAAGAGAGAGGGAAAAGAUUGCAAAGCGAAACUCUGCCUCCUUCAUCAAUGCUUCAGGAAAAAAAAGGUACAGAAGAGAAAGCUGAAAACUGUCAGCAAUCCAGUAAAUCGGGCAACAGUGGUCCUUCUAAUCUCCCAGCCCAUUCAGAAGAGAAUGUUGGAAGUUCCCAAAAUGGAAGAAGUUCCGGGGAAUGUGUAGGUACUAGGAUAGCCAUCACAGCUCCUGGAACUGGAGAAGGCCUUCCGAGAGAGAUCGUGGACGGUAGUUCCAAUGGAUUGCAGCCUAGUCAAGUAAGAGGGGAAAUUGGAACAGAUUUCCAAAAAGAGACUAGUAAACCACUUUCUGACUUGGAAAGCCAAGUCUUUGCUCUUACUCCAGCUUUGCAUAAACUACAGCUUUUUGAAGGGACUUGUUCAGGUGAACCAGAUUUAGACAGUUUGCAGUCUGAACCCAGAGAGCUACCUCCAAGGAGUCAGGAGAUAAGCAUGACAGAGAACAGCAAGGCUGAAGAUGAAAUGCUAAAGUUGGCAUGGGAUCAACCUUCAUUUCCUGGAGGAAGCAGUAAACAGAAAACCAGCUUGGAUGACCCAGAAAAAGGGAAAAACAGAUCCGUAGUUAAACACAGAUUGGCAGCCAUGUCCAAAGCAAGCAGAAAAUUCCCAGUUAAAGAUUUAAGCCCCAGAAGACACGUAGCUACUAUCUUCCCCCAAAGUGGGAACAGUUCUGGCUUUGGCAGCUUAUCUCUUGGCACGGCCGAGUGCAACCUGCCGUCCCCUGAGCCUACUCCAAAGUCCAUAGAGUCCAGAAAUGAAAGCAGGUUGAGUCGCGAUAUAACGGAUGUGGAAAAGCCAGAGAACUCUCUCCAGGUUACUGUAAUACCCAGUAGAGAAGCUUCUACACACUUAAGCAAUCCGAAGUCUAACAGCAUUUCACAGCUACAGCGGAAUGGGUCUAAAAAUAUCUCAGAAUCAUCACCAAAGUAUGAGAAGUCUAAAGAUGUAACAGCAGCUCAGACUUUGGAAAGAGAGUCAAGAACUUUGGCCCAACCCACAUUCCCCAACCUCGGGGAAGCAGACUUCUCUGACCAUCAGAGAAGAAUAAACCCUCCUUUUCCUUUGGAGCCUACAGAGAAAUCUAGAGUAAGCAUUCCAAUGGCCAGUUAUCAGCAACAACAAAGAAGUGCUUCAUCUCUGGAGUGGGGACCUGAACUGCACCCCUAUCGUUCAAACAGUUUAAAAAGCAUCAAUGUGCACGGUGAUCUGGUACGCAAAAGUCAUCCUCCAAAGGUCAGGGGGCGCCAUUUUUCUGAGAGCACGUCUAUUGACAAUGCCCUGAGUGAACUGACCCUCGGGGAUGAAUUCUCUGGCAACAGCGGAUACAGUCGAAGAUUCAGAUCCUUUUCUGAGCUUUCCUCCUGUGAUGGAAAUGAAAACCGGACUUUGGGUGGCGGCAGAACAAAAAUGGGGCCUAAGUUUGCAACAUCUAUAUCUAGACCUAUUGACUAUGGAAUUUUUGGGAAAGAACAACAGUUGGCUUUCUUGGAGAAUGUAAAGAGGUCACUCACACAAGGAAGAUUAUGGAAACCAAGUUUUCUUAAGAACCCCGGCUUCCUGAAAGAUGAUGUAAUUAACCAUCCUCAGCCAACAGAGCUACCAAGCUCAGAUUCUCCUUGCGGCCAGAUGCCGGAAGAUGCCUUAUCUCCAGGCGCACCACUUUGUAUCUAUGAAAAGACUCCAGUAGACUCAGAUUGUGACACGGACACAACCACGGAUGACGAAUACUAUCUGGAUGAAAAUGACAAAGAGUCAGAACUGUGAGGCUUCUUCAGUAACAUGCAUAUAACCUUUCCACCAAAAGUCUGUAAUGGAAAUCAAGUGUACAUGUGUAUGCCCUUGAGAAGGACACAUAUAAAAAAGAUCUAGUGUGGGCAGCACCUGCUCUGAAACUACCCAGAUUCUCUUUUUCUCCCCCCACUCUAUAAUA
Molecule: messenger RNA, 17029 nt
Organism: Acinonyx jubatus (cheetah)
Lineage: Eukaryota; Metazoa; Chordata; Mammalia; Carnivora; Felidae
Gene: EXPH5
Product: exophilin 5
Exons: 3
Coding region: 11413-16863 (1816 amino acids)
Biological process (GO): positive regulation of protein secretion; intracellular protein transport; positive regulation of exocytosis
Cellular component (GO): endosome
Molecular function (GO): small GTPase binding
Source: RefSeq, a predicted model, not a curated record